CUGUCACCGUUUAACGCCCCACUUAACGGCUACAAACCCCUUCUCCGUCCUCUUACUAUAUAAAUAUCUUUAUCCGCCGCUCCGCCAUCUCCCGUUUUCCAUUCGCAGAGCAGAGCUUUCUCACAGAACAAAGCAAACGCUCUUUUCUCUGCUAAGCUCACUUCUCUUACUCUGCACUACCAGAUAUCCAUUUCCACCGGCGAAGAUGCGUGAGAUCCUCCACAUCCAGGGCGGCCAGUGCGGCAACCAGAUCGGAGCCAAGUUCUGGGAGGUCGUCUGCGCCGAGCACGAGAUCGACAGCACCGGGAGGUACCAGGGGAGCACCGAUAUCCAGCUCGAGCGGGUGAAUGUUUACUACAACGAGGCAAGCUGCGGGAGGUUCGUCCCUCGUGCGGUGCUCAUGGAUCUGGAGCCUGGCACCAUGGACAGCGUCAGAUCUGGUCCCUACGGACAGAUUUUCCGCCCUGACAACUUCGUCUUCGGCCAGUCCGGCGCCGGCAACAACUGGGCCAAGGGACACUACACCGAAGGCGCCGAGCUCAUCGACUCGGUCCUCGACGUCGUGAGGAAGGAGGCCGAGAACUGUGACUGCUUGCAAGGUUUCCAGGUGUGCCACUCUUUGGGAGGUGGUACUGGUUCAGGAAUGGGAACUCUCUUGAUCUCUAAGAUCAGGGAGGAGUACCCUGAUCGGAUGAUGCUCACUUUCUCCGUCUUCCCAUCUCCUAAGGUGUCUGAUACUGUUGUUGAGCCCUACAACGCGACCCUCUCGGUUCAUCAGCUCGUUGAGAACGCAGAUGAGUGCAUGGUUCUCGACAACGAGGCUCUGUACGACAUCUGCUUCCGCACGCUCAAGCUCACCACUCCUAGCUUUGGAGACCUGAACCACUUGAUCUCAGCAACCAUGAGUGGAGUCACCUGCUGUCUCCGUUUCCCCGGCCAGCUCAACUCCGACCUCCGGAAGCUCGCAGUCAACCUGAUCCCAUUCCCGCGGCUGCACUUCUUCAUGGUCGGGUUCGCUCCGCUCACAUCUCGUGGGUCGCAGCAGUACCGCGCAUUGACGGUCCCCGAGCUUGCCCAGCAGAUGUGGGACGCUAAGAACAUGAUGUGCGCCGCAGAUCCGCGCCACGGCAGGUACCUCACCGCCUCCGCCAUAUUCCGCGGCAAGAUGAGCACCAAGGAAGUCGACGAGCAGAUGAUCAACGUCCAGAACAAGAACUCGUCCUACUUCGUGGAGUGGAUCCCCAACAACGUGAAGUCCACCGUCUGUGACAUCCCUCCCACGGGUUUGCAGAUGGCUUCGACUUUCAUCGGCAACUCGACAUCGAUCCAGGAGAUGUUCCGCAGGGUGAGUGAGCAGUUCACUGCUAUGUUCAGGAGGAAGGCUUUCUUGCAUUGGUACACUGGUGAGGGUAUGGACGAGAUGGAGUUCACUGAAGCCGAGAGCAACAUGAAUGAUUUGGUUUCGGAGUAUCAGCAGUAUCAGGAUGCUACGGCUGAGGAGGAAGGGUAUGAGGAUUAUGAAGAGGAGGAGGAAGGUGUAGGGGAAGAGUACUAGUCCUGGUUUGAUGUUAUUCGUAGCUGUAUUUUCCUUUUUCCCUUUGUUUUGCUACAAUAUCCUGUCGCGCUUCUGUCCGUUGCUCUGAUUUUGAUGCUUUCAUUUCCUAAGAAUUCCUAGCUUGGGGAUUUAUCUCUUCUGUAGAAUCAAUGCUCUUCAUGCUUUGUGGUUAACCGAUUAUGAAACUCUAGCGGCAAGACUUUCUGUACGUUACUAAAGUAAGCGUUUCUUUUGA
Linum tenue is the source of this 1790-nucleotide messenger RNA. NCBI's taxonomy places the organism in Eukaryota, Viridiplantae, Streptophyta, Magnoliopsida, Malpighiales, Linaceae. The record is from the annotation of a GenBank genome assembly.